AUGGCUGAGGUUUUACUUUCUCCAACUCACAUAGGAUCCAACAGCUAUAAUAUAGUUGAUGAGAAAAGGCGAUUACACCUGGAAGACGACGAUGAUCUCACUGAUAUUGAUGAUGUGACCAUUGAGGAUAGCACUGAGCUCCACACCACGGUGGACACUACGGUGUCUAACACUGAUACCUCUUCCGCAAAUAUCAAGAGAAGAUCAGGCUUGGAUACCAAGAGAGAGAGACCCAAGUCAUCCCUUUUAGACUCUCCCAUACAAACUCUUCCAGAGAGCUUGACGGACUUCCUUAAGAUCCCAACGCAGAAACAGCAACUGCAACAACUGCUGCAGCAGCAAAAACAAUCGCAUUCCACCUCUUCACCAAAGAUGAAGUACCGUAAACCAUUCAAGAACCUCACCAAUCUCAUGAGCUCUUUCAAGAAGGGCUUGACCAGGCACACUACUGUAGGUGUGACUACAGAAGACAAGAUCCCAUGUCUUGAUCACCUCCAUGAAGACGAGAAUGAAUAUGAAUUAGAUCUGCCUGAACCUUCCAACUUAGCUAAUCCCUUCGACGCAACUUCCUCACCUCCAGAUUCACCCACUCGCUCUCCAACUAGAGCCAAACCAUCACCAAAGAUCUCAUUGAACAGUGCUCAGGUUAAUCCUCGUACAAUUCGCAGGAUACAGUCAAUGUACCACACCGAAAAGGAAAGGCCCCCAGUUUCAAUGGAAAACAAUUCCAUUCUCGCCAAGUCCACUUUAAACCAUUUCAAGGUUGAUAACGAUCUUUUACCUCGAAUUGGCGUUGAAGAUUUAGAAAACAUAUUACUGGGCAAACACAUGCAUGAGUUUGAUGAAUUUAUUAUAAUUGAUUCACGAUUCCAAUACGAAUACAAUGGAGGGCACAUCAAGGGAGCAAUUAAUAUCUCCAGCCAGCAAGACUUGGAAGAUAAAUUUAUCAAGAACGUAGAUGCAAGCGACACUAGGAAAUCUAAGUUGGUCAUAUUCCAUUGUGAAUUUAGUAUUUUCAGAGGCCCUACCAUGGCUUCACAUUUAAGAAAAUGUGACAGAAUCUUGAAUGCUGCCAAUUAUCCAAGGUUAACUUAUCCGGAUAUUGUUAUCUUGGAAGGUGGUUAUAAGAAGUUUUAUGAUAAGUUUAAGCAUGUUCACUGUGACCCACAGGAAUACGUCGAGAUGAAGGAUAUUAACCAUCAAAAAGCCUGUGAAAUGGAAAUGAAUAAAGUGAGACAGGCUAGCAAAUUGACGAGAGCUAAGUCAUAUAAUCAGUUCGGCCAACAGCAAAGUCUUAAGUUCCCACAAGUGCACCAACAGCAACAAGCACAACAGUGCUCAGCCCCUGGACCACACGGCCGUCUUGCCCACAAUAGAUCCUCAUCUUAUACCACUGUCACUUCUCACAGUGAAAAUUUAAAGAUCCUCAAAAGACAGAGAUCGAUCUCCAAAUUGAAUCACCUGAGCCAGAGCAGUCUCAGCGACCUCAGUUCCGAAGCGCCUACCAACGAAGCCAGUAGGUUGACCCGCUCUUCUACAUUUUCAUACAGUCAAUCCAUUUUCAAUUCUAGUUCUAACUCUUCUCCAACGAAGAUUUUGAAUUCACCUUCGAAUCAUUCAAAUCCAAAUUUUCCAAUUUUGGACGAAGAUUCAUCAUCAUUGCAGCCACCUCUGGCUCAGUUCAAGUAUUUGAGCGGUUUGAACAACAGGAGAUCGUACAACAAUUUAUCCUCGUCAAGUAUCAAUUCGUAUCUGUCAAUAUCAGAUCAAGGAUCAGCAUUUCUGUCUUCUGAUUCACUUUCAGAUUCAUAUUCAUCUCCAUUGACCGAAUUUACUGAUUUCUUUUCUGCUGAUAAGAUAUCUACCACAAGCACCUUAUCUUCAUAUCUCAAGCACUCCAAUUCGGCUUCUAUUUUAAAUCCGAUGGUUAAGAAACAACAACCGGUAGCUACGUUACCACAACAACAGGCUUCUAGCAUAAGAGGAGAAAGGGGAUUGAAUCAAUCUUCCAUUCAAUACCAACAUCAGUUCAAGUUUCCAGGCUUGAAAACUAAAAAUUCUCGCGGUAGACUUAACAUUAAGGAAACUCCAAGUAUCAAUACAAGUCUUUCCAAUGGUAAUAACUUCAAUGGUACAUCUUCACCAUUGAUAUCAUCACCAUUGUCAACCAUAACUCCUGCUUCGGAUUCUGCAAGGAUUUCUAACAUUUCAUCUAUCAUCGAUCCUAUUAAUGAUACUCCCGUUGACUUUUCAGUCCCCACCAAAUAUUCCAAGCACUCUAGGAGAAGAUCUGGACUGAUAAUAUCAAGUGGAUACAAUUUUAUUACUUUGGAUAUCGAUGAAAUUGAUGAAGAGGAUGAUUGUGACGGUGAUGGAACCUUGACUGAUAUCAAGCUUAAAAAGAACCCAUUUAAUAACUAA
This is a messenger RNA of Dujonia railenensis, 2421 nucleotides long. NCBI's taxonomy places the organism in Eukaryota, Fungi, Ascomycota, Pichiomycetes, Serinales, Debaryomycetaceae. The record is from the annotation of a GenBank genome assembly.